Medicago truncatula (barrel medic) is the source of this 1621-nucleotide messenger RNA. Its product is annotated as mitogen-activated protein kinase homolog MMK1. Gene Ontology annotation, biological process: protein phosphorylation. The record is from RefSeq and is a predicted model, not a curated record. Gene Ontology annotation, molecular function: MAP kinase activity; ATP binding. NCBI's taxonomy places the organism in Eukaryota, Viridiplantae, Streptophyta, Magnoliopsida, Fabales, Fabaceae. The transcript has 7 exons. Bases 184 to 1347 code for a protein of 387 amino acids.
AUCCUUAACAUCCUUAACCUUAAAAUUAAUUUUCAUUGUCAUAUUCAUUAGAGAGAAAAAAAGAGAGACAUUAUAUAAAAGAGAGAGGUGACAGUUUAUGCAGGAGUUAGGGAGAGAUAGUACAGAUCUGUUUGACCAAAAGCAUUCACAACACAAAUCAGAGCUUGAAGAAGAGAAACAACAAUGGAAGGAGGAGGAGCUCCACCAGCUGACACCGUGAUGUCAGAUGCUGCACCGGCGCCGCCGCAGAUGGGGAUCGAGAAUAUUCCGGCAACCCUUAGCCAUGGGGGUAGGUUCAUUCAAUACAACAUUUUCGGUAACAUUUUUGAAGUUACUGCAAAAUACAAACCACCCAUCAUGCCAAUCGGUAAAGGCGCUUAUGGUAUUGUUUGCUCUGCUCAUAAUUCGGAGACAAAUGAACAUGUUGCGGUUAAGAAGAUUGCAAAUGCAUUUGACAACAAGAUUGAUGCUAAGAGGACUCUCCGUGAAAUCAAGCUGCUUCGCCAUAUGGAUCAUGAAAACGUGGUUGCAAUCAGGGAUAUAGUGCCACCACCCCAGAGGGAGGUAUUCAAUGAUGUUUACAUUGCAUAUGAGCUAAUGGACACUGACCUUCACCAAAUCAUUCGAUCAAAUCAAGCACUAUCGGAGGAGCACUGUCAGUACUUUCUGUACCAAAUCCUUCGUGGUUUGAAGUACAUACAUUCUGCAAAUGUUCUGCAUAGGGACUUAAAACCCAGCAACCUUCUCCUGAACGCCAACUGUGACUUAAAGAUUUGUGAUUUUGGACUGGCCCGUGUAACAUCUGAAACCGAUUUUAUGACUGAAUAUGUUGUUACUAGAUGGUACCGUGCACCAGAGCUUCUGUUAAACUCUUCUGAUUAUACAGCAGCAAUUGAUGUAUGGUCUGUUGGUUGUAUUUUCAUGGAACUGAUGGAUCGAAAGCCUUUGUUUCCUGGCAGAGAUCACGUGCAUCAGCUGCGUCUACUCAUGGAGUUGAUCGGUACCCCGUCAGAAGAUGAUUUGGGGUUUCUGAAUGAAAAUGCUAAGAGAUACAUUAGGCAACUACCUCCUUACCGCCGUCAAUCUUUCCAAGAAAAGUUUCCGCAAGUCCAUCCUGAAGCUAUAGAUCUUGUUGAAAAAAUGUUAACUUUUGAUCCAAGAAAAAGAAUUACUGUUGAAGAUGCACUGGCACACCCCUACUUGACAUCUCUGCAUGACAUCAGCGAUGAACCUGUGUGCAUGACUCCCUUCAGCUUUGACUUUGAACAGCAUGCGUUGACUGAGGAACAGAUGAAAGAACUGAUAUACAGAGAGGCUCUAGCAUUUAACCCUGAGUACCAGCAGUAGUGUAGUAGUGAUAAUGAUGGUAAUGUUAUCAUUGGAUUUGGAAUUUGUUAUGUUUGUUUCCCAUAGGUCAAGAGAUUUAUGUGUAUAUAUAUCAUCAUAUCUAUCAUCUGAAACCAGAUGACCUUGGAAUUUAAUUAUUUUGUUAUAGGCUUGAUUGGUAGACUCACUGGAAAACAAUCAUAAGGUGUUUUUGUAUUUUGUAUUGACUUAUUUGUUUCAAAUUAUUCUCCUAUUCAUUGGCUUCAGCCAACUUCGGAUAAAAACUUUUUUCUCA